AUGGCACAUCUAGGCGUCUUUCAAAAAGUUUUCCUGUUCACCCUUGGUGCGGCUUUUGUGGUGGCAGACACCGAUUACUGCUCAUCGAGUCUCUGCGGCAGCUCCCAGCAUAUAGCAUGUGAAAACUCAGGCGACUGGUCAUCGGCCUGUCCCACGAGUCCGGCCCCCAUAGCAGUUGACAUCACCCCACAACUCAAGAAUCAAAUUUUCAGAGGUCACAAUUUCAGACGACAAAGAUUGGCUUCAGGCAAUCUGCCCGGUUUUGAACCAGCCGCUCGCAUGGCCUCUGUCAGAUGGAGCGAAGAACUUGCUCAGCUGGCGGCCCUCAAUGUCAAGCAGUGCGAGAUGCAACAUGAUGCAUGCCACAAUACGGACCAAUUCAAGGCUAGUGGGCAGAAUCUGGCAAUGAUCGGCUAUGGCGGUGACCAAUCUAGCAAAACGGAUAAGGAGUUGGUCACUCAGUCCCUCACCAUGUGGUGGAGUGAGCACAAGGAUACAACAAUGGCACAAAUUAACGAAUAUCCCAGUAACUACAACGGACCACCAAUUGGCCAUUUCACGGCAAUGGCUCAGGAGAAGAACACACAUGUGGGGUGUGCCGCGGCGCGUUAUAUCCAGAAUAAUAUGAACUAUUGGCUGUUUGCAUGCAAUUACGCCACUACGAACUUUAUAGGCCAACCUGUCUAUACGGCAGGACCCAGCGCAUCCGAAUGCACGAAAGGCACGCACAAGAAUUUCGAUGCCCUCUGCAAAGUCAGUGAGGUCUAUGACCGGUAAAUCUUUACGAAGUAUUUUGUUUUUAAAAAGCAUUUAGA
Scaptodrosophila lebanonensis is the source of this 815-nucleotide messenger RNA. RefSeq names its product venom allergen 5-like. The record is from RefSeq and is a predicted model, not a curated record. The transcript is spliced from 3 exons. NCBI's taxonomy places the organism in Eukaryota, Metazoa, Arthropoda, Insecta, Diptera, Drosophilidae. The coding region runs from base 1 to 777 and encodes 258 amino acids.